This is a messenger RNA of Phycomyces blakesleeanus NRRL 1555(-), 315 nucleotides long. RefSeq lists its product as hypothetical. NCBI's taxonomy places the organism in Eukaryota, Fungi, Mucoromycota, Mucoromycetes, Mucorales, Phycomycetaceae. The record is from RefSeq and is a predicted model, not a curated record. Bases 1 to 315 code for a protein of 104 amino acids. The transcript has 2 exons.
AUGAAUAACACAGAUAACAAUUCCAUCUCUUUGCUACAUGCCAUGUACAAUGAGAUACUAUCUUUGAAGGCAGGCCAAGAAAAGGCCAAACUUGAAAUGAAGGCACAGAUCGAAGAGUUGAAGCUCGAAAUGAAAACAAGCAUUGAAGAUUUGAAUUUGGAGAUUACUGCUCUCCAGAGCCAACUGGAGAAUAGAAACAUUUCCAACCAACACACUUUGCCUUCUGUCUCUGCCAUUUCUAGUGCUAAUACCAUCCGCAAACUGGUGAGCAUAUUCCGUGAAAUAACUUUAAAGCAUAUCUGUUGUGGUGGUUGA